Molecule: messenger RNA, 2683 nt
Organism: Alosa sapidissima (American shad)
Lineage: Eukaryota; Metazoa; Chordata; Actinopteri; Clupeiformes; Clupeidae
Product: transcriptional enhancer factor TEF-1-like
Exons: 15
Coding region: 333-1685 (450 amino acids)
Biological process (GO): hippo signaling; regulation of transcription by RNA polymerase II; embryonic organ development
Cellular component (GO): transcription regulator complex
Molecular function (GO): RNA polymerase II cis-regulatory region sequence-specific DNA binding; DNA-binding transcription factor activity, RNA polymerase II-specific
Source: RefSeq, a predicted model, not a curated record
UUCAUUCCUGGUGUCAUUCCGCGCAUUCCGAGCAUCACAUUCCCGGCUGGCCCUCAAACACGAGAAUAACUUUACACAGUUCUCAAAAACUACACCAACCCAACUUAGGGAUACAUAAGGGAACGGUAUAUAACAUAUAGCAAUCACGGACGUGUUUGAGUUGGCACGACCGGGAGUUGCAGAUUUGAGGGGUACAUUUGCGGAGCUGAGAGAAAAUAUAGGGCAGGGAGACUUGUUGCUCGAACAUAUUUGUUCAUAUUUUCCCAUCCUCCUCAUUUGAAAUAUUCACCGCCGGGGCUGGUGGUGUGUAGCGCGGUGAGCGGAGCGUUGCCAUGGAGCCCAGCAGCUGGAGCGGAAGUGAGGGCCAGGAGGAGGACCUGGAGCGUCUGAGCGACUCGGCCGACAAGCCCACAGACGGCGACGCCGAGGGCGUGUGGUCGCCCGACAUCGAGCAGAGCUUCCAGGAGGCUCUCGCCAUCUACCCGCCCUGCGGACGCCGCAAGAUCAUCCUCUCCGACGAGGGCAAGAUGUACGGGCGGAAUGAGCUGAUAGCCAGAUACAUCAAACUGAGGACCGGCAAGACGAGGACGAGGAAACAGGUCUCUAGUCACAUCCAGGUCUUAGCCAGAAAGAAAGUGCGGGAGAUCCAGACUGCCAUCAAGGUCUCUAGUCACAUUCAGGUGCUUGCCCGGCGGAAAUCCCGCGAGUUUCACACCAAGCUCAAGGUGACCAGUAUGGACCAGGCGGUGAAGGAUAAGGCACUGCAGAGUAUGGCCUCCAUGUCCUCUGCUCAGAUCGUCUCGGCAACCGCCAUCCACAACAAACUGGGCCUACCAGGAAUACCACGCCCUGCAUUCCCUGCAGCCGCUGGGCUUUGGCAGGGCAUGAUCUCCGCUGGACAGGCAGGAUCAUCACAAGAUAUUAAGCCAUUUGCUCAGCAGGCGUAUCCUAUCCAACCUGCGGUAACCACGGCAAUCUCCAGUUAUGAGGCUGCCACAGCGCCACCUAGUGCACCAGCCUGGCAGGGCCGCUCCAUUGGCACCACAAAGCUCCGCCUCAUCGAGUUCUCCGCCUUCCUGGAACACCAGAGAGACCCUGACUCUUACAACAAGCACCUGUUUGUGCACAUCAGUCAGACGAACCACUCGCACAGCGACGCGCUGAUGGAGUCUGUGGACAUCCGCCAGAUCUACGACAAGUUCCCCGAGAAGAAGGGGGGGCUCAAGGAGCUCUUCAGCAGGGGCCCCCACAACGCCUUCUUCCUCAUCAAGUUCUGGGCGGACCUGAACUGCAACAUCCAGGAUGAGAGUGGUGCUUUCUAUGGCGUGACCAGUCAGUACGAGAGCCCAGAGAACAUGACCAUCACCUGCUCCACUAAGGUCUGCUCCUUCGGCAAACAGGUGGUAGAGAAAGUAGAGACGGAGUAUGCACGCUUUGAGAACGGGCGUUUCCUGUACCGCAUCAGUCGCUCUCCCAUGUGUGAGUACAUGAUCAACUUCAUCCACAAGCUCAAGCACCUGCCUGAACGAUACAUGAUGAACAGCGUGCUGGAGAACUUCACCAUCCUGCUGGUGGUGACCAACAGGGAGACCCAGGAGACUCUGCUGUGUAUGGCGUGUGUGUUUGAGGUGUCCAACAGCGAGCACGGCGCCCAACACACCAUCUACCGCCUCGUCAAAGAGUGACACACACACACACACACACUCACACACUCACUCUCCCCACUCUCAGCUGCAUCCCUAUUGGCUGAGAGCUCUGACAGAAGUGGCAGUGCCUCUAGCUCCUCCCCCCAGUGCUUGUCUCUGGUGAUUGGGAGAAAUUGUGUCUUAUUCUUCUGCUUUUUUUUGUUUGUUUGUUUGUUUCUUUGUUUUGUGUAAAUAGUGUGUUGUUGACUGCAGCUGUGAUGCGGUACUCUUGUCUGAUGUUGUCAUGAUGUGGGAGUGGUCUCUGAAUUAUGUACAUAUGACAUCAGAUGGGGGAGGGGCUCAGCGUGGUCACAUGACUCGUGCCCAGUUCCCGCCAAAAUAACUAUAAAAAAAACACACACACACACUGCCGUACUACACAGGUCAAACACACGCUUGUGCUGACCUCCCCAAAAUGUUAAAGUGUGUGUGUAUGGCACAGAUGUGCGUAACUCUGCAUCCGGCUUUGACUUGACUGCCCCAAACCUGCUGAGCCCCUCUUCUGAUUGGUCUGUGCCUUUAGGAUGCCGGGACCAGGCGUGUUUUCCACCAAUAGGAAGCAAGCGUGCCGUCCGGCCUUAAUGACUGCUGAAAGACAUGACCUGUUGAUACCCUAUCAGAAUAUACCUGACACACACAACUCCUAUGGAACUCUAAUGUAUACAAUCAUACAGACGCAACUUAUCAGAAUAUACCUGACACACACCACUCCUAUAGAAAUCUAAUGUAUACAAUCAUACAGACGCAAGGACACUAGCCUACUCCCCAUGGAAUGGGCACACUGCCCACUAUGUGCGUGUUUGUGCUGUCCUGAAUGUAUGUGUGUGUGGAUUUGUGUGUGUGUGUGGAUUUGUGUGUGUGUGUGUGUGUGUGUGUGUGUGUGUGUAUUUCUAUAAUCGCAUCCCUUUUUCCAAAGAGAUUCAUUGAAAAAGCUGAAGUCUUUUUGACCCAGGGCUAGAGUAAGGCAGAUAUGUGUGUGUGUGUGUGUGUGUGUGUGU